Messenger RNA from Manacus vitellinus (golden-collared manakin), 5966 nucleotides. It is a transcript of the gene MAP3K9, whose product is annotated as mitogen-activated protein kinase kinase kinase 9. NCBI's taxonomy places the organism in Eukaryota, Metazoa, Chordata, Aves, Passeriformes, Pipridae. The transcript is spliced from 12 exons. The record is from RefSeq and is a predicted model, not a curated record. Gene Ontology annotation, biological process: protein phosphorylation. Gene Ontology annotation, molecular function: JUN kinase kinase kinase activity; ATP binding. The coding region runs from base 111 to 2777 and encodes 888 amino acids.
GAGCUGUGUGGAUAGGAGAUGAGGUUGCUGUCAAGGCAGCUCGCUAUGACCCUGAUGAGGACAUCAACCAGACCAUUGAGAAUGUCCGCCAAGAGGCCAAGCUCUUUGCGAUGUUAAAACAUCCCAACAUCAUUGCCCUCAGGGGCGUGUGUUUAAAGGAACCUAAUCUUUGCUUGAUCAUGGAGUUUGCCCGUGGAGGAUCGCUAAAUAGAGUGUUGUCUGGGAAAAGGAUACCUCCUGACAUACUAGUGAACUGGGCAGUACAGAUUGCCAGGGGAAUGAACUACCUGCACGAGGAAGCGAUUGUUCCCAUAAUUCACCGUGACCUGAAGUCCAGCAACAUACUGAUACUCGAAAAGGUGGAAAAUGGAGAUCUGAGCAACAAGAUGUUGAAGAUCACGGAUUUCGGCUUGGCCAGGGAAUGGCAUAAAACUACCAAAAUGAGCGCAGCUGGAACAUAUGCCUGGAUGGCUCCUGAGGUCAUCCGCUCCUCCAUGUUCUCCAAAGGCAGCGAUGUUUGGAGUUACGGUGUGCUGCUUUGGGAACUGCUAACAGGAGAAGUUCCAUUCCGAGGAAUUGAUGGUCUUGCGGUAGCAUACGGUGUUGCCAUGAAUAAACUUGCCCUUCCAAUCCCUUCCACAUGUCCAGAGCCUUUUGCCAAACUCAUGGAAGAUUGUUGGAACCCUGACCCACACUCACGACCUUCCUUUGCCAGUAUCCUAGACCAUCUUACUGCCAUAGAAGAGUCUGGUUUCUUUGAAAUGCCCAAAGAUUCCUUCCACUCCCUGCAGGAAGACUGGAAACAAGAGAUCCAAGAGAUGUUUGAUCAGCUCAGAGCCAAAGAAAAGGAGCUGCGCACAUGGGAGGAAGAGCUGACUCGUGCUGCUGUUGAACAGAAGAAUCAUGAAGAGCUGCUGCGAAGGCGGGAGCAGGAGCUGGCAGAACGCGAGAUUGACAUCCUGGAAAGGGAGCUCAACAUCAUCAUCCACCAGCUGUGUCAGGAGAAGCCCCGGGUGAAGAAACGCAUGGGAAAGUUCAAGAGGAACCGGCUCAAGUUAAAAGAUGGCAAUCAUAUCAGCCUACCUUCAGAUUUUCAGCAUAAAUUCACUGUGCAGGCUUCUCCAACGAUGGAUAAAAGGAAAAGCUUGAUCAGUAGCUGCUCCAGCCCUCCUGCAAGUCCUACCAUUAUUCCCAGACUCAGGGCCAUACAGUUGACUCCUGCUGAAAGCAGUAAAACGUGGGGGCGAAGCUCAGUCCUUCCAAAGGAGGAAGGAGAGGAAGAAGAGAAGAGAGGCCAGAAGAAAAAGGGACGCACCUGGGGACCAAGCUCACUUUGUCACAAGGAGCUAGGUGCAGGAGAAGAUGGUCUGAAAGCUCUGGUAGAAGGAUACAAACAGUGGUCAUCCAGUGCACCGAACCUUGGGAAGAUCCAGAGAACUGCACCAGCUUUUCCAGGAUUCACCAGCUUAGCAGAGAUGGAUGAUGAAGACAGCGAAUGUCUUAAUGGAGAGGACAAAGUGCACCCUUCACCUGUGCACAAUCAGUCAUACCUCUGCAUCCCAUUUCAGAAGAAUGAAGACUGGGAUGGCCCUUCUAGUGAUGCCAAUGAGGAGUCCACCCCUGUAAACUCUGCUACUAGUACCCCACAGCUGACACCCACCAACAGCCUCAAACGUAGUGGCUCCCACCACAAACGAUGUGAGGUUGCACUGCUGGGCUGUGGAGCAGUGCUGGCUGCUGCUGGCCUGGGUUUUGAUCUGUUAGAAGCAGGGAAGUGUCAGCUGCUGAUUGAGGAGGAGCCGGAGGUGCCCAAGGAAGAGAAGAAGAAGCGUGACAGCAUUUUUCAGCGAGCUGGACGCCCACGCAGGAGCACUAGUCCACCUUCCCGGAAGAUCUUCAAGAAGGAGGAUCCCAUGUUGUUGCUAGGCGAGCCAUCCACAUCCCUUACCCUUCUUUCCCUGUCCUCCAUUUCCGAAUGUAAUUCCACCCGGUCCCUGCUGCGCUCAGACAGUGAUGAGAUUGUGGUAUAUGAAAUGCCUGUCAGCCCAGUGACAGUCAAGGCUCCUUUGCCAGCCAUUACCAACCCACUAGUCAAUGUCCAGAUCGAGAGGUUCAAACAAGACCCCAACCAGUCCCUGACUCCCACACAUGUGACGGUCUCUUCCCACACCCAGCAAAGCGGGCACAGGCGCACACCUUCUGAUGGGGCCAUCAAAGGGAGUGGACUAAUUGUCAACGGGUGCCCAACCAGUGGAUGCCCUUCCAGUAGCUGUUUAACUGGAGCACUGGGAGCAGGUGUAUUAAAAACACCUAGUCCAAGUAGAGAUCCCACUGAGGUCCCUCGCCUGCCAGACCCCAACCUUGUUUUUCCUCCAACCCCGAGACGAUGGAAUGCACAGCAGGAUCCCACACUGGAAAGACCCAAGACAUUGGAGUUCCUGCCCCGGCCACGUCCUGCAGCCAGUCGGCAGCGGCUUGAUCCCUGGUGGUUUGUGUCACCCAGCAAUGCCAAGGGUGAAUCUUCUGCCAACAGUUCAAGUACUGAUACUCCAAGCAAUCUGGACUCUUGUUUUGCUAGUAGCAGUAGCACUGUAGAAGAGAGACCUGGGCUGCCUGCACUGCUUCCUUUCCAGGUGGGUCCUCCUGUAGAGGAGCGGACACUGUUGGACAUGGAUGCUGAGGGGCAGAGCCAGGACAGCACCAUUCCCCUAUGCAGAAGUGAACUUAACACACACAAAGCUGCAGCAUAUGAACUCAAGCAAGAAUUCUGGUCUUAAUAUGAAACCAUUGGGGACAGUGAGCCCCUCUAAAUUCAGUCCUACUUUUUGCACUGAGAAUGCACUUUGAAGACAGAUGAGAUGGAGGGAUGCUACAGAGAUCAUAUGGUGCUGCCUCUGCUGAAGAUGCAUUGUUGACUGCCUAAUUUUUGUCUGCAGUUGGGUGAAACUUGGCAACUCUGAGCUGCUGAUUUUUGCUGUGGGGUUUUUCUGUAGUCUUCCCUGCCCUCUUAUUGCAGUUUGAAUCUGCAAUGAGCUGAAAUUAUCAUAUCAAAGCCUUUUGUUACUGACCUUGUAGGAUUUGGCACUUGCAGAAUGGGAGUAGUUGCCUUCCUCUUCAUAGCAUGCUGUUAUCUUAAGACUUUGUGGACAAUACUGCGUAGAGAUGUUGCUUCGAUAUGUCACGAAACUGGAUACCUCUCAUUCUGUCGAAGCCUUACUUUCGCAGUUUCAUGAGGCAAUAUGGAAAUGAACUCAUGGCUUCUUCUGCUGCUCCCUCUAUUGAACACACUAGUAGAAAGUCACAUGCUGCAGUUAAGAUGUGCAUUUGCUUUUGGUUUUUCCCAUGCUGAGUUUUUUUAAGCAGCUUUGCUGCUGGUCAGAAAUGAACACAACUUCUGAAAUUACCUAUAUCAACUUUAUUUUUGUAUGUCCAAAGUAGUCACUCCCAGGCUAACGAGGUAUGUGUACUUGAUUAAAAAGUAGUUUGCCACUGGUAACUGGAUGAUGGAUCUGAUGUAGCUACCACAAUUAUUAUUAUUCCUCUCUAACAAGGAUCUCUUUUUUGCAACUAGAAAGUCUUCAGCACUUCAUCAGUGUGUGUACACAAGAAAUACAUUUUGUCUCCAUCUGUAUGUGAGUGAAAAACCUCUUACUUUUCCUGACCAGGAACACAAUUUUCCCACUAAGAAUGGCUUCUUGGACUCUGUGUUUUUGUUUAUUUUCUGUUUUCUUGGGGAUGUUGAUUAUUUUUGGUUUGUAUUUUAAGCCUAUGAAAUAUAUACAUGUCUUAGGUGCGCCCUGUAUUCGUAGGUGCCUUCCAUCUCACAUGUUCCUUGCUAGGAGCUGAGGUUUUUUGGAGGGAACUCCUGGUUGUAGCUUUCAGUACUGUGUUGUUCAUCAUACACCAGGCCAAAUACCAGCAGUGUUCAUAUCCUCCCAAUUAGAGAUGUGCCCAUACACGUGUGUCAAGGCAUGCGCUAUCACUGGCUCUCAGUAUCUCUCUGUUAGAAUUUUGCCCCCACCCAAUCUUUAUUGGUUAUUUAUUCUUGUUACCAAAGUAACAAGCCUGAGACAGAAGACAAUACAUGUUUUAGGUGUGCUUUGACCUAAAAGGUUUCUGAGCUAGAAGCAUAAGAUACAACUGGGUGAAGUGAAAGUGGAGGUUGGCAGGAAAUAGCAAAUAAGAGUGAAAUUAUCCUUCUUAAUGUAAGUCAGAGAACAGAAAGAUACUAACUGCUUGGUAAUCUGUUGGCAUCAUAGGUCCCAAAGAAGAAUUUGAGGAAUAUGUAGUUACUUAAUUUCAUAGAAUGGUUUGGGUUGGAAGGGACCUUAGAGAUCAUCUAGUUCCAGUCCCUCUGCUAUGGUCAGGAACACCUUCAACUAGACUAGUUGCUCAAAGCCCCAUCCAACUCAUCCAGUUUCUGGUUGGUUUGUUGUAUUUUACCCCGAACUACCUCAUUUGUAGAGAUAGAAUGGGAAGAAAGUUCAAGUUUUGGUAAGAAUUGCUCUAAGUAAGCAAUUGAGGCUGGAAUGAGAUAGGAGGGCAGAGGCAAACACUGUGUUUGGCUUUUUGACAUGCAAAUUCCUGAUGGAAAAAUAAAACCAACCAUUUGGUUUAUUAAGUUAAGAUUAUACUUUCUUUAAAUAUUCGUGUCUCCAAAAUAGACAAUAAAGGACAAGGCAGGGCAUUUUUCUUGAUAAUUUCUGAUCUGUGGAAGAGUUGAUUGUCCACAGACCAAAAGGUGGUGAUUUCAUAUUGGUCACUACUGUUUUUAAAAGCAAUGGUCUGUUUUUUCAAAACAGAUUUUUUUUUUAUGAUCUCAUGUGCUCUUAAAGUGGACCUACAUAUGAUCCCGAUUGUUUUCCUGUAUUUGCAGUACUGUUUUCCUGAUGUAUCAGCUCCUAAUACAGUCCUAACUGUAUCUGAAUGCUAAUAAUGCGCAGACAGACCAAUAUAGCUAAUAUUAAGAAACUAUGACACAUUUUUAGUGUGCAGUAUAGUGGAUUUAUAAGCUCAGCUUGAAGUGGACUACUGUUAGGUCUGUAGCUGGUGGGUCAGAUGGAUGCACAGCUAGCAAAAGAGGGCUUAGAACAAAUCUGCAGAGGAAAUGCCAAAGUUUUAUUUGCUUAAAAUAAGCAAUUUGAAAAGUAAUCAUGGUGGGGGAAAAGGCCCUUCAUUAUUCAGAAAUACUUUUCUAGGCUCUUGUCCAUGCUCAAAUUUUAGCUGCCAGGAUAGCUAUUGAGAAACUACAUUGUGUUCAAAAGUUUUUGGCUGGAACAUAAGACCAGAAUAAUGCAUUUUAAAUAUGCUAUUUCAGAGUGAUUGAUACUGUCUCCCUGUUCUACCUUCAAUUCAGCAUUUUCUCAAGAACAGAUGUUGAGGUUGGAUAAAACUAACCUCCUUGUCUUGGAGAGACAUAUGUGUCUGAAAAAAAAGAAACAUUGUUCUAGGCGUGUGCUGAUGCUUUUAUGUCUCAAGGUCUUGGCAGGAGAGGUUAUAAUGGAGCAGGAAGACAUGCUGGUGUUUUUCCAAGCUUCGUUGAUAAGAAUGCUGCUAACAGCAGUUAUGUUUCAGAACAAACGUAGCCUCCGAUUGGUGUUUGGCAUAGGUCAGUUGCACACUGAGCUUCUUGAGUCUAUUCCUUGGGUUCUUCUGGAAUUUGUGACUGUGGCCACUUCUCAACUUGAGUAGUGUCUUUACUCCCAGGCCUGGUCAGUGUCACAAAAUGAGUUGUCACUGUCGACUGCCCAGAUAUUCACAUUAGGCUUGUUCUUCUGUCUUGCAUGCUUUAGUGAGCAGCUCUUAAAAUGUCAACAGGGUUAGCAUUUCUAUCUGAACAGAGCAGCUAAUAUCUCUUUUCACACUACAUCUCAAGCAGUUGUUACUCCAUCAGUUGCUCUGUUUUCAAGGUUAUCUUGACAACCAUAACAUCUAGAUACCCUAGUCUGUAAAGAAUAAAGCCACAG